This is a messenger RNA of Vollenhovia emeryi, 3363 nucleotides long. RefSeq names its product phosphatidylinositol 4-kinase type 2-alpha (gene Pi4KIIalpha). Gene Ontology annotation, cellular component: endosome; plasma membrane; trans-Golgi network. NCBI's taxonomy places the organism in Eukaryota, Metazoa, Arthropoda, Insecta, Hymenoptera, Formicidae. Gene Ontology annotation, biological process: Golgi organization; endosome organization; phosphatidylinositol phosphate biosynthetic process. The record is from RefSeq and is a predicted model, not a curated record. The transcript is spliced from 6 exons. Gene Ontology annotation, molecular function: 1-phosphatidylinositol 4-kinase activity. The coding region runs from base 359 to 1867 and encodes 502 amino acids.
GACGCGACGCGACGCGACGCGACGCGACGGCAGGCUGCGCGUGCUGCUGCUGCUGGCCUACCCACGCCACGUUACGUACGCGACAAUACGUGUGAUCCGGAUGACGCAUCGACGACGAUGCUAAUGCAUUCCCCGCACGCUGACGCGCACCGGGGGAAAACGAGAGCGAGCGCGCGUCGCUGACAGACGGUAUAGACGGUCACCGCGGGCAUGUCGUAAGGGCGACGAUCGUCCGUUGGUUCGGCUAGAGAGAGAGAGAGAGAGAGGACCCCGAUAAUCGGGCGAGCGAGGUCGAGCCUUGAUCCUCGCGGCACGCGCGCGCGGGUGAUCGUCGUCACCGUGAGCGAGGCGGUCUGUGAUGAGCGACUCCGAACAGCGGCAGCUGCACGUGCCUUACCGAGAGUACCACAGCCAGAACAAUACCAGCCCCGCCACCACCGCAGCAGCCGCAGCUGCCGCCGCCGCCGCCGCUGCCGCUGCCACACUGGUGGAGACAGAUGCGCUGGUGGACCUAUCCAUCGCGCCCGUCAGCAGCAGCAGCAGCAGCAGCAACAACAACAACAACAGCCACCAUCAGCGCGUGUCGCUGCAGAACGAGCAGCCGCCGUCGCCGGCCGACCUGCUCCCCGACGUCGAGUUCAUUCCUGGCCUGAGCAACGACCAAACCCUAGCCAUAGAUUCCUCCGGGAUCGACCGGGAGAGCCAACCUCUCCUCGGUCGCUUGGAGCUCGACGUCACGUUCAAUAGAUUUCCAGAUGAUCCACAGUUCUCGGAACUGGUGUGGCAGGCUGAGUGCGCGAUAGACAAUGGAGUUUACCCAGAGAGGAUAUACCAGGGUUCCAGCGGGAGUUAUUUUGUCAAAAAUCCAGCGGGGAAAAUCAUAGGUGUGUUCAAACCAAAAGACGAGGAACCUUACGGCAGGCUGAAUCCAAAAUGGACCAAGUGGAUGCACAAGCUCUGCUGUCCGUGCUGCUUCGGCAGGAGUUGCUUGAUCCCGAAUCAAGGAUACCUGAGCGAGGCGGGCGCCAGCCUGGUCGACCGCAAGCUGGGCCUCGGCAUCGUGCCGAACACUAGGGUGGUGAAACUCGUCAGCGAGGUGUUCAAUUACCCUCGUCUGGAUCGUCAGAAGGCGCGCAUGAAGCAAGUCAUCAUGGACCAGUUCCCUACAGUGGGGUCGCAUUUCAAUCGCAUCGGGCUACCGCCGAAGAUCGGCUCUUUCCAAGUCUUCGUGGAUGGUUACAAGGACGCCGAUUACUGGCUGAGGCGGUGGGAAAGCGAGUCCAUGCCGGCGCGCCUGAGUCGGGAGUUCCAGCUCCAAUUCGAACGUCUGGUCAUUCUAGAUUACAUCAUCAGAAAUACAGACAGGGGUAACGACAAUUGGCUGAUCAAAUACGAUACUAGCGUUAGCAAAAACGGAUCCGAACAGGGUGAGGUGAAGAUCGCAGCGAUCGACAACGGCCUGGCCUUUCCCUUUAAGCAUCCAGAUUCUUGGAGGGCGUACCCUUACCACUGGGCAUGGUUGACUCAGGCGAAACAGCCGUUCAGUGAAGUCACGAGAGAGCUAGUCCUGCCGCAACUCUCGGACCAGAAUUUCGUGCAGGAUCUCUGCGAUGAUCUGUAUCAGCUGUUCAAACAAGAUAAGGGCUUCGACCGACAUCACUUCGAUAGGCAAAUGAGCGUGAUGCGUGGCCAAAUUUUGAAUCUACAACAGGCUCUGAAAGACGCUAAAAGCCCCGUGCAAUUGGUACAGAUGCCGGCUGUAAUCGUGGAAAAGGCCAAAGGAAACGGCGCUCCCAGAUUGUUUUCGUUCUCUGACACGUUUACCCAGCGCUUCCAGAACAAGAGUCCGUUCUUCUCCUGGUGUUGAAAACAAGCAUCAGAGUGACUUGAAUCAGAGUGUUCGCGAAUAAGUGUCAGUGGUAUCGGUGUCAGUCACAUCGUCCUCUCCGCCGCGAGGAAUGUUAUUACUUAUUUUUCUAAGUUCCAUCUACAUUUCUACCUCUCUUUCUUAAGUUUUACCUCUACAGUGCGGCGGCAAAUCGACCGGGAGGACACGGGAAGUUAUCCUAUUUAGGCUGUCUUGUAUUUAUCAUCUCUUUCUCUCAGUUUAAUCGGGAUACAAGAUAUUCGUACAACUAUAUUGUAUACAGUAAAUAUAUGUACAUAUACAAUGUUAAAACACAGUUUCUUUCAAUGCGCUUAAUGCGCGAACAAAGUGUAAAAACGGGCGAAUGGAAUUUAAUAUACAACACAUAGAAAUAAUAUAUAAUCCAUGAACACACGAAAAAAGAAAACGAUACAAACUGUACGAGAUGUCUCUUGCGUGUCUUCCACACGUGCACACGUACAUAUAUACACGCAUUGUAGUUUGUGCCAAUCGGUACCGUGAGAGGAGUGCAUAGAUCAAUACCUGGAGAGCGACUAAUGUCAUGCUACGGCCUAGAAAUUGGAAGAUAGAAAUAAUAUAUUUUCUUUCUUCCAUUUUCGCGUGACACGGUGGCAUUAGUCGCUUUUCAGCAAGGUGUCGAUUCAUAGAUACUUACAAUUCUGUAUAAAUUUUUGAAAAUUAAACUGUGAUCCUUGUAGUACGCAUGUCACGUCAUGUCGCGUAUGUACUGACAACAGGAAUUUCACGUAGUUAUACGUCAAGUACAAAUUGCUACUGGAAUACGUAGACGAAGUAGAGUUUCUAGCGCAUUUUUUAUGAAAUUGUAUUUUUGCCUAUUUUCUCUUUUGUAAUACACGCCGUAUCGCGAGAGAAGUAGAAUCACGUGAUCCUACGCUAGUGUGCGAAAAACUGAUAUCACAACGACAUAUCUUACGACAAGGAUAACACGAAGUUAGUGCUGAGCCGUGUGUCAGGCGUAUUUUAAUCAGAUUUUUAAAAUGUAAAACUUUGACCCCGAAAUAUUAUUUUCAACGUUUUGACAUUUAUUUAUUACGUUUUACGCAAAACAAUAUUAAUGCAACUGCGCAUUGUACAUAUAUACGAUAAGAGAGGGGAUCGGAAAGGGAAGCUGCAAUAUGGAGGUUGUUGAGGCUUGUUCAAAGAGAAAAGACUCGUGUACCAAUACAAUGGCGUGUCCAUGCAAGGCAAAAGUAAUUGUCAUCAAUAUCUCUUCAUCCAUGUACCUUUUACAAAUUAAGCUAUUAUUUUUAAUUCUCUUGACAUAGUGCUGAAAAAUCUUACUAUUAUGACUGAUACUCUGUACGCAAUGUUGAACCUUUCGUUAGAAUAAUUUGAUCGAUAGCUUGCAAAUUAUUAAUGUAUUCAUAAUUUACAGUUGUUAAUAUCUGAUUGUAAUUAUCAUGAUUGUAUAUUAUAGUCUAGUAUAAUAUACAAUAUAUUAUUAUUGACAAUUA